AUGUAUGUUGAGAUCGUCACAUCGAUCUUUACCGCACUGGCAAUUUUUACCGUCGCCCUCCGGCUAUACACUCGAUUCUUCCUAGUGAAGGGUGCCGGGUUGGACGAUUUGAUCAUAUCAUGUGCUUUGGUCUCCGAUUUGGCAUCCUAUGCCUGUAUGCUCGUUGAACGGGCAAAUGGCCUCGGAGUUCCCACAACAAGACUUUCUAGCGAACAAAUCGAGCGCCAACUAUUCUGGCUAUGGCUUUCCGUCCCUUUCUAUAACCUCGCCAUGAUCUUAGCCAAGAUCUCCGCCCUAACCCUCUUCACCCGCGUCUUCCAUCCCCGUUCCUUCCUUUUAGUCACCCGUAUCUUGAUAGGCUUCCUCGUCGUUGUAGGUCUAUGGACGACCAUCAGCGGCUUUAUCUACUGCAUCCCUAUCAGCCACUUCUGGAAUCCGUCUGCAGAGGUCCGAAAGGGACAUUGUCUACCUGACGGCCCUGUCUGGUUCACAAAUGCGGGAAUCCAGACUUUUACCGAUCUGGUAAUAGUGGCUCUUCCCCUGCCGCUAUUGUGGAAGUUACAGCUCCCGAAAAAACAAAAAUGGGGGAUGCUCGUGGUUUUCAGCCUUGGAAUAUUUAUUGUGGCCACUAGUGCCGGUCGCUUAUAUGAAUUGAAUAUAAUGGUCAAUGGAGGAGACUUUACCGAAGCAAAUGCCCAAGCAGCCAUGUGGUCUUCCUUGGAAGCAAAUAUAUCCAUCAUCUGCAUCUGUCUCCCACCACUCCACCCUCUCCUCUCUCGCGCCUUCUCAUUCUUCUGCCUCCCUCGACCAAUACGCCCAUCGGCAUCAAAGCGCAACUCUGCUAAAACUACGUUCAAAGAGCCUCUCCGCCGGGAUGACGGAAUCUGGUCUAACAAUCUCUUCAACCCCGCAGCAGGGGGUUACUCUGCUACUAUCUCCAAGGUCGAUACUAAUGAGGAAGGGUACGAGGAGGACGGGAUUCGUGUUGUGAGGGAAUUGAGGUUGCAGUCCGAUUCUAUUCCUGUUCCUUCUGCGACUGGUCCCCAUGCGGAUCUGGAGAUGGGAGAGGCGCCGAGGGGUAGUCUGUCGCAUGGGAAUCCACGCUCAACGUUUGAUAGUGAGAGGGAUUUCGGCGAUUUCGAGUUUCCUGACUACAAAGAUAAAAUGAAUGCUCCUCUCUGA
Messenger RNA from Penicillium griseofulvum, 1182 nucleotides. RefSeq lists its product as uncharacterized. The record is from RefSeq and is a predicted model, not a curated record. Bases 1 to 1182 code for a protein of 393 amino acids. The transcript has 6 exons. Lineage: Eukaryota; Fungi; Ascomycota; Eurotiomycetes; Eurotiales; Aspergillaceae.